Molecule: messenger RNA, 1802 nt
Organism: Anopheles bellator
Lineage: Eukaryota; Metazoa; Arthropoda; Insecta; Diptera; Culicidae
Product: apyrase-like
Exons: 7
Coding region: 32-1750 (572 amino acids)
Biological process (GO): AMP catabolic process
Cellular component (GO): plasma membrane
Molecular function (GO): nucleotide binding; metal ion binding; 5'-nucleotidase activity
Source: RefSeq, a predicted model, not a curated record
UUCGUCCCAGGUACGGAUCGCAUCGCCUAGAAUGGAUCAUUCCAGAAGUGCUUCGGUGCUGCUCAUCUCGUUGCUGGUGCUACAGCUAGGACACAGAUCGGUUCACACCAAGAACGUUCCUGGUGCGGGCGGCCAGAAAGAGUUCCCCCUGACGCUGAUCCACAUCAACGAUCUGCACGCGCGGUUCGACGAAACCAACCUGAAAUCGGCGGCCUGUGAGAAUCGGGAUGAGUGCAUUGCCGGUGUGGCUCGGGUGUACCACACGAUCAAGCAACUGAAGCAAGAGUACAGUGACCGGAACCCACUCUACCUGAACGCGGGCGACAACUUCCAGGGCACGCUCUGGUACACGCUGCUCCGCUGGAAUGUUACGGCGCAACUGAUCAAGCUGCUGCCUCCGGAUGCGAUGACUCUCGGCAAUCACGAGUUCGACCAUAGGCCCGAGGGUCUGGCGCCCUACCUGAAGGAACUGCAGGCCAUCGGUAUUCCGACCAUUGUGGCCAACCUCGAAAAGAACGGCGAACCGGCACUCGAAGGCGUGAGCAUUCCCCGUAGCAUCGUGCGGGACGUGAAGGAGCGGAAGGUGGGCGUGAUCGGAGCCCUGUACGACAAAACGCACAAUGUAUCCCCAACGGGGAAGGUAACGUUCACGAAUGCCGUCGAAGCGAUCCGAAAGGAAGCGCAGCAACUAAAAUCCCAGGGUGUGGGCAUCGUAGUCGUGCUGUCACAUCUCGGUCUGGACGGUGACAAGCAGUUGGCCCAGGAAGCCGGGGAGCUCCUGGACGUGAUCGUGGGAGCCCACUCGCACUCGCUGCUCCUCAACCAGUCGGCCAACACUCCGUACGAUCGGGUCAACGAUAAGGUCGAAGAAAGCUAUCCGGUCGUCGUCGAUAAGGGCAACAAUCAUAAGGUGCUGAUAACGCAAGCCCGUUCGUACGGUAAGUACGUGGGCCGAUUGACGGUGUACUUCGACGAGCAGGGCGAGGUCCAGCGAUGGGAGGGCCAUCCCAUCUACAUGACGCACGACAUCGCGCAGGAUGAGGCAGCUGUGCAGGCGCUAAAGCCGUGGCGGGAUGAAGUCACGCGUCUGGGGAACGAGAAGAUCGGCAAAACGGAGGUUCUGCUGGAUCAUGCAUCGUGCCGGUGGUGCGAGUGUACGCUCGGUAGCUUGGUGGCCGAUUCGUUCGUCGCAAACUAUACGAACACGGAGCGCCCCCUGGUUAUCGGUGUCGUGCUGGCGGGUACUUUCCGGAACCCGAUCAGCAAGGGAGACAUCACGAACGGGCUGGCGAUCGAGGCAUCCCCGUACGGCUCAUCGGCGGACCUGGUGAAGCUGAGCGGCAAGGACCUUCGGCAGGCCAUCGAGCAGUCGCUAACGCUCGACGACGAGUUUCGUUACAACACCAUGCAGGUGUCCGGGCUGACGGUAGAGAUUGACCUAACGCAGAAGCCCCUCCAGCGCGUCAAGAGUAUCAAGUUGGCCCAGACGAAAGCCUCGCUCGACGACGCGGAAGAGUACUACGUGGCCACCACUUCCUAUCUGGCCGACGGUCGGAACGGCUUCACGAUGAUGAAGCAUGCCAAGGAGCGCACGACGGGACCACUCGACUCGGAUGUACUGAUCCACUACAUUCACGAGAAACAGACCAUCACGAAGGACAUGUUCGCGGAACCGCGCGUUAUCGUAACGCACCACACGAACGGUACCUGCACGAGGAAUUUCGAUCGGGAAAGCUUUACGAAAGGUUAGUAAGUGGAUAAAGAGAAAAUAAAAGCAAAUGGGGAAACCAUAUUAGGUUUCA